AUGGAUACUUCCACUGGAGCAUGCAAAAGUUGUACUUCAAAUGAGUACGGUUUGCCCCUUACCAUCAACCCACUCCGAGAUGCUAGUGCAACACCAUCGCCCGGACAUGCUUCUGCGAUAGAUGAUCAUGGUGCUCCCCUUGAACGGUCAACCCUGAACCCGAACAACUGCGUCAUAAUCAUACAGAACAACUACAUUGCAGAGGGGGGAACUAUCAACAUAUUUUCAAGUGGCUGCAACGGUUCCAAGCACACGUCCUUGCAGCCUCCACCAGCGAGGCAGGCAGAGCCUGCAGAGCACGGUCGUGAAAGCAUAGUAUUGUACUGGAGCUG
Molecule: messenger RNA, 332 nt
Organism: Suillus subalutaceus
Lineage: Eukaryota; Fungi; Basidiomycota; Agaricomycetes; Boletales; Suillaceae
Exons: 3
Source: RefSeq, a predicted model, not a curated record